Molecule: messenger RNA, 3095 nt
Organism: Drosophila hydei
Lineage: Eukaryota; Metazoa; Arthropoda; Insecta; Diptera; Drosophilidae
Gene: Vps50
Product: syndetin
Exons: 10
Coding region: 79-2988 (969 amino acids)
Biological process (GO): endocytic recycling; retrograde transport, endosome to Golgi
Cellular component (GO): EARP complex
Molecular function (GO): SNARE binding
Source: RefSeq, a predicted model, not a curated record
CGAUGCAUCCAUUGUUUGGGAGUGGGAGAGAGGCGAAGUUUGUUUCGCGUAAUUUUUUCUGGUUUUCAUGGCUGCAAAAUGCAGAACUCCAAGGCCAAAAUGGACGAAUUUAAGACCAGGUUCAUGGACCUGCUGCACAAACAGACGAAUCGACAAAUGAAAAUUCCAGCAAUGGGCUUUUCCGAUUAUUUCAUACAGACCGUCACAACGGAUAACUUGGCCACCACAACUAAAACAGCAGCUACAGCAACAGCAGCAGCAGAAAAUACGGAAACAGAUGCUGCAGAUGGAGUACAAAAAUCGGAUCAGGAAAUUCUGGAGAGCAUCGAAGAGUGCUACUACAGCGCCGAUAGCAAUCCAGAGCUUUACGAACUUAAGAAAGUACUUGGCAAUGGCAUUGAUAACCAGCUUAUUGAGACCACCAUUGCACAGCUGCGAACUCAGCAAAAGGUGCUGACCAAGCAGGUGCUGCAGAACAUAUUGGAACAACGCAAUGCGUGCAGCAGCGAGUUUCAGGCCAUCAAUGAGACGCAAAAGAAACUGGAAGAAUCGCUGUGGACAUGUCAAAAGGCGCGUUCCUAUUUAAACUAUGCACGCACAAAUCUAACGACGACCAGCUUAGAGAUCUUGGCCAGUUAUCGCAAGCGCGAGGUGCUUAAGGAAGUUCUAGACACGCUGAUGGCCAUAAAGAAGUUGCGCACCACGGAUGAGGAGCUGCAAAAACUGUUGGCAGACCACAACUAUUCCGCAGCCAUUGAGCUGUUGCUGCAGUGCCAAAGCUCUGCGGCAGGCUUCAUGCAAUACAAUUGCGUGCAGUCGCUGCACAAGAAGCUGCAGGAGACAAUGCUCUUAAUGGAGUAUCAGCUGGACACCGUGCUGAACGAAAUGGUGCUGAAUUUUGAUAUACGCAAAUAUGCCAAGCUGCAGGAGGCAUACAAGCUGGCCAACAAGUCGCUGAUUGCCAUGGAUCAGUUGCACAUCAACUACAUCUCGGCGGUGCACACGAUGGUCAAUGCAGUGGUGCGCGGUUACAGCGAGCCCAAUGCGGAGGAGCAACCCAAGCUACUGUACGAGCAGCUGUGUGAACAACUUAGUGCGGACAAGCUUAUUCCUUGCUUGAUCAGCUUGUGCAAGACGUUUUGGACGAUACUGGCCUCCUACUAUCAGGUGGUCAUGUGGCACAACAAUUACAAGCUAUACACACAGCAAGAGGAGAGCGAUGGCGAAUCACCCGAUCUUUAUAUACAACAAAAAUUAAAGAAGGGCCAGUCGCGUAUCUGGAACGAUAUACUUAACAAAGUUUGCCUCUUUCUGCAGAGCGCUAAGCUGACGACGCUCAAGUAUGAUCAAUUUAUACAGGUGCUGUCCAUAGUGCAGCGUCUGAAGAAGGUGGGCGUGGAGUUUUGCAGCGAGCAGUCAGAGAAGCUAAUUGCAACUAUGCAGCAGCAGAGCGAGGAGUUCUUCAGACGUUAUCACAUAUGUUGCGUUGAGGAGAUCUGCUUGUUCUUGGACAAUGAGUCCUGGACGCCGUUGGACUCAUUUUCGCACAUACUGCAACUGCCGGAAUUCCGAUCGGUGCGACAUACGCUUCGUCGUCAUAAAUCACCAACGACUGCGCUGCUAGCCUCAAACAAUAACUCGCCCAUUAGCAACAACAACUGCGACGAGCUGGUUUCUGUACACUCACAGGAUGGUGGCGGCAGCUCAAUUUACGGUUCCUAUGGCUACUUUUUGCGCUUCUCGGAGAAGAGUUCGCCCUUCGAUGGUGGUCUCGAUGCUGCCAUGCUGGAGGAGGACAUACUGUCAGGCAUAGUGGACGAAGCGUCUUGCUACUUUAGCGAGGAAAGUGACGACGAACAAAAGAGUCUGCAGAGCAAAGAGUUUGCCGAAGAUGCCAACAAUCAACUACUUGUGAAUAACACAGCUCUGAAUGUGUUGCGCUGCAUUGGACGCUAUCUGCAGAUGUGCAAGCUGCUGCACUGCAUCUCCCCGAAGAUAGUGUCGUGUAUGCUGGAGCUGCUUGACUUUUAUGCCUAUGCGGUGCAUGAAAUCUUUGGCAAGGAUGCGCUGGUGCCCACGGAUAAUCUCUAUACGCCGCGUCUUGAGCAGCGUCUGCGUGCCGUAGAAACCAACGUGCUUACGCAGAUCAAAGUUUGGCCCUUAAACUUUUCAUCUUUGAUCAACAAUGAACUGGCCAAUCCGGACACGCUGUACGGUCUGCCACAACGCAUUGUGGCUAUUGAGGCUGGGCGCAGCAUGUUUCAACAAUUUAAUGUGCUGCAGCACUAUUUGAAUCAUUUAUUGCCUGCUGCCGAACGACCAACUCUAAUCAACUAUUUCGAAUAUGGAGAAUUCAUUGCUGAUCUGGCCAAACCAGUUUACACAUGCGUCUCAUCGCGCGUCAUCGAUCUGUCGGCCAUACUAGCACAAAUGGCCAAGGUCAAGUGGGAUGUGAAUCAUGUGACGCAUCAGCACAGCAGCUACAGUGACGUCUUAAACCGCAAUAUACAGAGCUUCGCCAUGUGCCUGGAGGAAAUCUCCAAGGAAGUAACCAUACCCAGCAAACAUGUUUGGAACGCGAUGGCACAUGUGUCGACACAUUUGCUAGUAGAGGGCUUCUCGAAUGUUAAGAAAUGUUCAGCUGGCGGCCGUGCCCUCAUGCAAUUGGAUUUUGCCAAUUUUAUGUCGUUUCUUGAACUAAUCUCGAACCAGAAAUAUCCGGAACAUCGCGCUUACGUGGAUGUCUUUAUAAAGUCGUAUUAUUUUUCGCCCGAACAGUUCGAGCAAUGGAUCGAACAGCAGCGACAGGGCGAUGAAUAUUCAGCUAGGCAAUUGUCAAAUCUGAUACAAUGCAUUUGUGUCAGCGAUAAGCGCACACGACAGAGGCUGCUGCAGCUGCUGGAGGGCGUAUCAGCUAGUGUUACGCCAACCACAACGCCGCACAAGAAUAACUAUAACUCCGGCUCAAAUCUGAGCAAUGUUAUUUAAAUUCUUUCAUUUGUAUUGUGUAUCGUAUUUAUUUUGUUAUAUAUAAUUGUAAUCAAUCGCUAACUAUGUGGUCGAACCUGUGUUAGUAGUUGAACUCUCAAGAACUC